AUGGAUGCUGAUAAGAAAAACGUCGGCAUUACUGAGAGCAAACCUAGUCAGCAAAGAGCAAGUAUAUCGAAAUCUGCUGCCGGUAUCGGAGUGAAAUCUUCGGCGGCCAUGGGAAAGACUCUGAGUAGAAUGAAGGUCAGAAGACAGUCAUUCGGCUUUGGUGGUGUGGCUGGUAUAAGGGCAGAAAAGAAGUCCUCGCAGGUUGGAACGGAAUACAAGCGACCCCCAAUAUUGUACCUACCCACGUACCAGCUGGACCCUCGUACUAAGUUUCAUGUGCCAAGUGUGGAGAAGACUGUUAAUGCAGUCCUGGAUGAUUACUUCGACCCACAUAAAUAUAGUAACUCGGAGUCACCAGGACUAACGGUGAUAAUGGCAGGAGAAAUAAUGAGGCACGUCAAGGCGUUCAGUUUCGAUCGCUACAGAAUCAUCGCUGUGGUCACAAUGGCACAGAGGAGAUCACAAAGCUACUAUAAUGCGGUCUCAUUCCUUUGGGACCACGAAAGGGAUAACCUUGUAGAUAUGCACAGAGAAAGCUUUACUGCUUUCGUCCAAGUUACAGUCUUUGGCAUAUACCUUGACUAA
Helicoverpa zea (corn earworm) is the source of this 585-nucleotide messenger RNA. Its product is annotated as dynein light chain Tctex-type 5-like. Lineage: Eukaryota; Metazoa; Arthropoda; Insecta; Lepidoptera; Noctuidae. Gene Ontology annotation, cellular component: cytoplasm; cytoplasmic dynein complex. Gene Ontology annotation, molecular function: dynein intermediate chain binding. Gene Ontology annotation, biological process: microtubule-based movement. The transcript has 3 exons. Bases 1 to 585 code for a protein of 194 amino acids. The record is from RefSeq and is a predicted model, not a curated record.